This is a messenger RNA of Telopea speciosissima, 3804 nucleotides long. Its product is annotated as disease resistance protein RPV1-like. The transcript is spliced from 6 exons. Bases 1 to 3804 code for a protein of 1267 amino acids. Gene Ontology annotation, biological process: signal transduction; defense response. The record is from RefSeq and is a predicted model, not a curated record. NCBI's taxonomy places the organism in Eukaryota, Viridiplantae, Streptophyta, Magnoliopsida, Proteales, Proteaceae. Gene Ontology annotation, molecular function: ADP binding.
AUGAAUGAGAAGGUGUUCUUGAGCUUUCAUGGCAAAGACGUUCGCACCAAUUUCGCAGACUGCCUCUACAAUUCUUUGAUUGAUGCUGGAAUUCGAACUUUCCGGGACUCAGAGGAACUCCACAAGGGAAACAAGAUUGGGUCGGAGUUAAUCGCUGCAAUCCAGGGAUCGAGAAUCUCUAUUCCCAUCUUCUCGGCAAACUAUUCUUCAAGCAAAUGGUGUCUCAAAGAGCUAACCCAGAUAUCUGAGUGCAGAAGAACAAUGAAUCAGAUCGUGUUGCCCAUUUUCUACAAAGUUGAACCAAGGGAUGUGCGAAACCAGACCGGGAUAUACGCGAAAGCCUUCGAAGAACACCAGAUCAAUAUGGGAAGCUUGGACGACAUGACAAUGAUGCAAAAGUGGAAGGAGGCUAUGAGAGAGGUUGGAGAAUUGGAUGGAUGGCAUUCCAAGGAGGAUACGUAUGAAGGAAAGUUAAUAAAAAUAGUUGUUAAAACAGUUGGGCAUACAUUGAACAAGAGACCCUUGAGCGUUUCUAACAACCUAGUUGGAAUCCAAUUUCAUAUAAAAGAAAUGUUGAUGCUGUUAGAUAUUGAAUCUAAUGACCGAAAAAUUGUGGGGAUCCAUGGCCUUGGUGGCAUUGGAAAGACAACGAUCGCUAGGGCUGUCUACAAUAGAGUCUUUCAUAACUUUGAAGGUUGUAGCUUUAUUGCAAAUGUUCGAGAAACUGCUGAUCAACGUUAUAAUGGACUUGUUCAUUUGCAAAAGCAACUUAUCUUGGAUAUCCUGAAAGAAGGAAAUGAAGAUAUUACUAGUGUGGAUGAUGGAAUUAAAGUGAUCCAGCAAAGAUUCUGUGCAAAAAAAGUUCUAAUUGUUCUUGAUGAUGUGGAUCGGGAUAUUCAAGUAAAAUCUUUGGUUGGGGACCGCAAAUGGUUUGGUGUUGGAAGUAGGAUCAUUAUCACAACUAGAGAUAAGCAAAUUUUAUGUGUUCAAGACGCAGAAGAGAUUUAUGAGCCCAGAGUAAUGCAUAAAGAUGAUUCUCUUCAACUUUUUAGCCAUCAUGCAUUUAGAAGUGAACAACCUCCAGAAAAUUAUUUGGAUCUCUCAGAAGCUAUGGUAAAAACUACUGGAAGACUUCCCUUGGCUCUUGAAGUUAUUGGUUCAUCUUUAUAUUUAAAGGGAAAAGUAGUAUGGGAUGGCAUGCUAAAAAAGUUGCAAAAAGUCCCCAAUAAUGAUGUCAUGGAAAGGUUGAAAAUAAGUUAUGAUGCAUUAGAAGAUGAGCUUCAACAAAUGUUUCUUGAUACUGCUUGUUUUUUCAUCGGAAUGGAUAAAGAUAUUAUUUGUCACAUAUGGGAUGGGUGUGGGUUUUUUUCUCAAGUAGGGCUUGAUGCUCUUUGUGUAAGGUCUUUGGUAACGAUUAGUGAAAAAGGUGAGUUAGGUAUGCAUGAUCUACUUCGGGAUCUUGGAAGGAAUAUUGUUCAUCAAGAGAACAUCGAUGAACCAGGGAUGCGUACUCGAAUAUGGUCUCAAGAGGAUGCCUUGGAUGUAUUGGAUAGACAAACGGGAACAAAUAAUGUUAAGGGAUUCAGUAUUGACUUUGGACAUAUAUCAAGGAGCCAAUGUUUGAUGGGUGAAGGACUUGCUACAAUGACAAGACUAAGGUUACUACAAGUCAAUUCCGCACAAUAUUCUGGAAAGUUCACCAAUUCUUUUUCAGAACUGAGAUGGCUUAGUUGGAGAGGAUGUCCCGAACAAUAUGCAUUAUCCAAUUUUCAUCCAUGUAAACUGGUAGUUCUUGAUCUAUCGUAUAGUAAGAUCACCGAAAACUGGAUGGGUUGGAACUAUAUCAAGGUGGCAGAAAAACUAAAAGUUCUAAAUCUCACGUCUUGUGAUCGACUAUGUAGUACUCCCGACAUUUCAGCAAAUCAACACUUGGAGGUAUUUCUUCUAAAAAACUGUAAAAAUUUGGAUGAAGUCGAUACAUCCAUUUGUUGUCUCACGAACUUAGUCAUAUUAAACAUGAGUGGCUGCGGGAGACUAAAGAAAUUGCCUGAGAAAUUGGGCAGUUUGGUAUCCUUGACAGAACUUGAUUUAGGAUGGUGCAAGAGUCUAGUGGAUCUCCCAAGUGAAGUUUGUAAGUUGAGUUCUCUCAAAAAACUCAAUUUAAUAGGAUGCCAAAAUCUAAAGAAAUUGCCAGAGAAAUUUGGCCGCAUGAUAUCCUUGAUAGAACUUGGUUUAACUUUUGUCGAGAGUGUGGUGGAUUUCCCAAGUGAAAUUUCUCAGUUGACUGCUCUCAAAAGCCUCAGUUUAGGUUCAUGCAGAAGUUUGACAUCCAUCUCAUGUAUUCCCUCAAGUUUGACCCGCCUUCAUGUUAGUGGCUGCGGUUCAAUUCGAUACAUCUCAGGUCUUCACUCCGCAAGUUUGACCAGCCUUGAUGUUCACAACUGCUCUUCAAUUGGAUACAUCUCAGGUCUUCACUCCACAAGUUUGACCAGCCUUGAUGUUCGCGACUGCUCUUCAAUUCGAUACAUCUCAGGUCUUCACACCACAAGUUUGACCAGCUUUUCUGUUUGGAACUGCUCUUCAAUUCAAUACAUCUCAGGUCUUCCCUCAAGUUUGACCUACCUACAUGCUCUGAAUUGCAAGGCAAUGGUAAAACUAUCAAGUACAUCAGGAGAAGGCUUGAGAAAUUUAAAGACAUUAAAGCUUUCUGACUGUGAAGGCCUAGAAGAAAUUGAAGGUGUUGACGACAAAUUGGACUCCCUGGAGGUCUUCAAUAUUUUUUACUGCAAAUCAUUAAAAAAAUUACCAAAACUGACGGGGUCGAAAAAUCUCAGGAUUUUAAACCUUUAUGAGAACGACUUCAUAACCGAUUUUGAAGGCGAGGGGAUGGAAUCUCUGGAGGUGUUGGAGAUAAGGUAUUGCAUAUCAUUAAGAAAAAUACCAUCUCUGCGAGAUUCGAAAAGGCUGAGGAUACUAAAAAUCGAAGACUGUCCGAAAUUAUCAGAGAUUGAGGGACUUGAGGACUAUGAAUCCUUACAAGAAUUAUCAAUUAAUGGGGUCAGAUCAUUAAAAACAUUACCGGAGGAUAUCUCAACCACCCUGGAGAAGAACCUGAGCUAUUUACGUAUCAAUGACUGCUGCUACUCGAUGGAAAGAUUACCUGAUCUUUCAAACUUUAAAGAGUUGAGGGAAUUAUAUAUUGGACAUUACAGGAAGUCAAUGUUACGUUUGUGGGAAUUAAAGAUUGAGGAGAUUGAGGAGGAUUGGAGGAGGUUAUCAACCAAAAUUCCAGGCCUUGACAGAUUGGCGGAGUCCUUGCGAAAAUUGGGAAUAACAGGAUGCAGAGGCAUUCGAGGAUUACCGGAUCUAUCAAACUUCAAAAAAUUGAAUUAUCUGAUGAUUGGAGAUUGCAAGAAUCUAACGGAGAUUCAUGGUAUCAACAGAUUGGAAAACUUAGAGUUUUUGGAAAUUAGUGGAUGCGAGUCAUUAAAACAAAGAUUACUGGAUCUGUCAAACUUACAAAAAUUGAAUUAUCUCAGGAUUGAAGGAUUUAAGAUUCUAACCGAGAUUCAGGGUAUUGAGGUAUUGGAAUCCUUAAGCUAUUUGGAUAUAAGUAGGUGCGAGUCCUUGGAAAUAUUACCCGAUCUGUCAAAUUUGAAAUACCUAAUUACGCUAAAUGCUAAUGACUGCAAGAAGCUAACUGAGAUUCAAGAUGGGUUGUAUAUCCUUGGAAAAAUUACCAGAUCUGUCAAAGUCGAAGAAAUUGCUGUCUCUAAAUUAUGUGUCCUGCUUUCGCCCAACUGA